Parasteatoda tepidariorum (common house spider) is the source of this 785-nucleotide messenger RNA. RefSeq lists its product as uncharacterized. The record is from RefSeq and is a predicted model, not a curated record. NCBI's taxonomy places the organism in Eukaryota, Metazoa, Arthropoda, Arachnida, Araneae, Theridiidae.
ACCAGUUCCACAUGAACUAUCAGCCAACCACCAACAGUGAGAAUACCGCGCUCAUAUUGUCGUAGCUCAAGCACGUCAAAAAUCGACCAAGAUCUUUAUUUUUCUAUUUUCUCCUCUCCAUUUAGUGUGGCCUCUUAUUUCUACAUUUUUGACCUCUUAUCAGUGGAACAGAAAAAAGAUAAGGUUGGCGAUAUUAUGAGGCUGCGAGGCUACACUUAUCCGAGUGUGGCCAUUUUCUUUUUGCUUUUGAUUGUGCCCUUAUAUGGAAGAAGGAUUCACCAUAACAAAUCCGCCAAAAACGAGUUAGCCAAGUCAGAAGAUUUUGGUGAUUUUUAUAAAUAUUUUAAAUUAAAAGACAUACACAAUCUUCUAACAGAUGAAGAGAAUGAUGAAGGUGAAGAGUGCCAAAUAGCUGCCUUACAUAAAUGUGGCCAAACAUUCCUGAGAGCGCAUAAGAUUCUUUCAUACAUAAAUGAUGACGUUGUUGCAUACAGGACAAUUUGUGGUGUCAGAACUGCAUUUUUUGACUGCUUGAAGACGACAAAAGAGAGAAUUUGCAGCAAGGGCUACAAACAUUCCUACAACACAGAUCCAGACUUUCGUAAAAAACUUGCUGAUGCCCUAUGGUCAGCAAGGGUGUGCGUUGUCGGAGUUCCUAACAAACGACUUCACUGAGAGAAUAAAUAUUUGUUCGUUUUAAAUGUAUAAUUUGAAUGCCAAACUGUCAUGUAUGUUGUCCUGUCCGUAAAGUUCUUUUUGCAAUAAAAUUUAUAAAAAUAACAUAA